Molecule: messenger RNA, 1350 nt
Organism: Diaporthe amygdali
Lineage: Eukaryota; Fungi; Ascomycota; Sordariomycetes; Diaporthales; Diaporthaceae
Product: Cytochrome P450 monooxygenase gsfF
Exons: 4
Coding region: 1-1350 (449 amino acids)
Molecular function (GO): oxidoreductase activity, acting on paired donors, with incorporation or reduction of molecular oxygen; heme binding; monooxygenase activity
Source: RefSeq, a predicted model, not a curated record
AUGAAAUUUCUUGUUCAGAGUGAGUGGCAUCCGAUGCCUUCGAAAAGGUUGUGGUGGGCUCUCACUAACAAGGAUCCUUUGUGCGCAAGCCCCGAGGCCAUUCACCAAAUCUAUCGGUACUCCAAUGCGCUCGACAAGGCACCGUUCUAUGGCCCAUAUAACACAACGGGGUUCAGCAAGCACGGUGAUGUUUUCUCCAAGUCGAAUGACAAGGAUCAUGGCCAGAGAAGAAGAAUCGUCAACAAUGUGUACUCAAUGUCGAAUGUGUCAAAGGGUGAACAAUACGUGGACAUAUGCAGCAAGCUAUUCAUCGAAAGACUUGGAGAAUACGCCGAUCAAUCUACGGCUUGCGACUUUGGAGAAUGGAUUCACUGGUAUACUUUUGAUGUUCUUGGGGAGCUCUACUAUGGCGAGAUGUUCGGUUUCAUGAAGGACAGAGAGGAUCAUAAUGGCUGGAUUUGGGCCCUCGACAAAAUGAUUCCCUUCGUGUGCUUUGCCGGAGUAACGUCAUCUUUUCUGCGGCCACUUGUUUACGCCAGUCUGGCAUUCUUGCCGAUCGGAAAGGCUAUUGGGAAAGGCUCUAAAAACAUUGCAGAUUCAUCGUCACGUCUCAUGGAAGAGCGAUUUGACGGGCGCGUAUCAUCUGAGAGACAAGACAUGGCACACCAAAUCUUCCAGAUUUACAAGGAGAAGGGAGACAAGGUUGACUUUGGAUGGGGCGAUGUCCAGCAAGAGUCUUUCGGUGCCCUCUUUGCGGGCAGCGACACAACCGCUAUCACCUUCCGCUCACUUUUCUACCAUUUGAUGCACACGCCGGCCGCUUAUGACAAGCUGCAGGCGGAGAUCGACCAGGCUUUUGAGGAUGGACGUCUCAGCGAGAUCCCCACAUUCCAGGAGGCGAGCAAGCUUCCGUAUCUGGAUGCUUGUAUCAAGGAAGCGCUGCGAAUUUAUCCUGGAGCACAACUGUCGUUGCCAAGGAUUGUACCCAAGAAAGGGAUGACGCUCUGCGGCAGGUCUAUUCCAGGUGGCUACGUAGUCGGCUGCAACCCGGUGGUCGUGCAGUUGGACAAGAAGGUAUUCGGCGAGGACGCCACCUCAUUCAAUCCGGACCGUUGGCUCGACCAGGAGCGCGCAAACCACAUGGACAAAUACAUGAUGGCGUUUGGUUUUGGCACUCGUACUUGCUUGGGAAAGAACAUCGCUCGCAUCCAGCUUUAUAAGCUCAGCCCGCUUAUCAUCCGCAACUUCAAGCUUGAUUUCUGGGACCCAGAGAAGACGCAGUGGCACACCAGAAACACGUUCUUUGCGCGACAGGAGGGAAUCAUUGCUCGGGUUACGCGGAGGAACUGA